AUGGGUGACAUGUCUGGUGCGUCUUUGUCUAUAUCAAAGGAGGGUGACACUCCGAAGACACUGGCGGACAAGAUUGUGACGAUAGGUGGUUCUCGGAGUUCCAAGGACCUGGCAUGCAGGGAGGUGGUGCGGAAAUUGCGACAGAUGCAAGGAGUAGAAGAAAUGGAACCGGGAGUUUUCGUCAUUAUCAUUCCACAGGUUUCGGCGCCGGUCGUCAUUGGCUCCAAGGGAGCGCAGAUCAAAGCAAUCAUGGAGCAGUCAGGUGCCGAGAUCAAUGUGGGACGUGAGGCAAUUAUCGGUAUGCCGGACCAACCGAUCAGCGUAAACGGCACCGUCGAACAGGUGGUUGCCGCCGUGUCUGGCAUCAAUAGCGUGCUCCAGGAUAUGGUGGACCGUGGCAAGUUGGACCUCCACAAAGACUUCAGCUACCAGCCGGGGAAUGACACAGGCGGCUCAUGUGCAACCGCUGACUUGGCCUGGCUUCCUGCCGAUGCCGUUAGCAUGCAACUUAAGCGAGGAUUCAAGCCAGCUCGGGGCUACCAUCAGACUUGUGAGUCCCGCAUUUCAUGCUUUAGCAAGACCAUGCGAGAAGUCUCCUGA
Molecule: messenger RNA, 600 nt
Organism: Symbiodinium pilosum
Lineage: Eukaryota; Dinophyceae; Suessiales; Symbiodiniaceae
Source: the annotation of a GenBank genome assembly